GACGGCAGUUCGGCCACGUCCCUGGCCACGUCGCGCCCGCUCUCGCCAUCUUCGCCGCUUCCUCUCGGGGGCCGCCGCUGCCGCUUGAGCUGCCGAGCCCCAGGGCUGCCGCGCCGCGCCGACCGCUGCCACCAUGAAUAUCUUCCGGCUGACCGGGGACCUGUCCCACCUGGCGGCCAUCGUCAUCCUGCUGCUGAAGAUCUGGAAGACGCGCUCCUGCGCCGGUAUUUCUGGGAAAAGCCAGCUUCUGUUUGCACUGGUCUUUACAACUCGUUACCUGGAUCUUUUUACUUCAUUUAUUUCAUUAUAUAAUACAUCUAUGAAGCUUAUCUAUAUUGCCUGCUCUUAUGCCACGGUGUACCUGAUCUACAUGAAAUUUAAGGCAACCUAUGAUGGAAAUCAUGAUACCUUCCGAGUGGAGUUUCUGGUGGUCCCUGUGGGAGGACUCUCAUUUCUGGUCAAUCACGAUUUCUCUCCUUUAGAGAUUUUAUGGACCUUCUCCAUCUACCUUGAAUCAGUGGCCAUCCUUCCACAGCUCUUUAUGAUCAGCAAGACUGGGGAGGCUGAGACCAUCACUACCCACUACCUGUUCUUCCUGGGCCUCUACCGUGCUUUGUAUCUUGUCAAUUGGAUCUGGCGCUUCUAUUUUGAGGGCUUCUUUGACCUUAUUGCUGUAGUGGCUGGUGUAGUCCAGACCAUUCUAUACUGCGACUUCUUCUACUUGUACAUCACAAAAGUACUCAAGGGAAAGAAGCUCAGUUUGCCAGCGUAAGUGCCAAAGACCAUCAGCAGCCUCUGUCCUUCAGGGUGCGUGGACAGAAUUCUUAACCACAGCAAAGGCAUGAGAUGCUUGAUGCGGAAAAUCAGAAACUUAACUCUUUUGUUGCAGACAGUCAUCAGUGGCUCUGUAAGAAAGCAGAGGAAAAGAACCAGAAGGUUUCUGUUUAAUGCAUCUUGCCUUAUCUUUUUUUAUUACUAUGUACAAAGAUUUUUUUACACAAAGAAACUUAAUGCUGUAUUAAUAAAUUCAGUGUGUAGUUUAAUUGGGAUAGUUCCAAAAGUGAUGAUUUUUUGUGAGGAAUAAGUGCAAACUUUUUUAUUUUUAAAAAUUCUUGGAAAUUGUUGAUUGUGUCUGCAAUGAAAUCGUACUCCUUGGCAGUUGGUAGAUUAUCUAUUCUAACAUCUAUCAAACUUGCAUUCCACUAUAUUUAUUUUUUGCCAAAAAGAUGAGUUAUUUUUGUUUGAAAUCUGAGACACUAUGUUGAAUUUUGUUUAUCUGUCCAAAUUUAUUUCUGCCAGCCGUGGAAAUCCUUCUGUGGACAUCACAACACUACAUUUAAGGUUAGUGAUGGUGACUUGCAAGUCUUUCAGAACCAAAUUUUAAAGUUCUGAAUGUAGAUGGGGUGUCAACUAAGAGUCACCAAAGGUGCCUGCCCUCCUCCCCUAAGACUGUUAGUCUCAGUUUGGGACUAUCCCAAGAGAACCGAAGAAUUAAUGGGCAGGGGCUCUGGACUGCUUGCCCUCCCGGUGUGUGAUGGGAGGGACUGUAAUGAUUACUUUAGAUAUGAGACUCUAUUCCUCUGAGGAACAGAACACAAUUUGUUAUCUCUCAGCAGUUCCCAAAAGAUUGCCACAACCAUGUCCUUGCUCAGAUUCAAACGGUUUUUCCUAUCACUCUUGGGUGGUAAAGUGAUUUACAAUUUUUUUAAAUUGACAAUACCAAUUACCAUUCCUUAUAUUCUUUUUUUUUUUUUUAACUGAGCUCUUGCAUGACUUAUGUUAUCCCAAAUAAACAUUUUAUUAAAUACAGAAUAAAUUUGUCUUUUUUAUGAAUUAGGCUUUUGAACAUCCUAUAUUGGGAUGAUUUGUUUUUAAUUUGGCAGCAAACAUUUCACUUAACAAUCUUAAAUCUUUCUGUAUUUUGUGGAGAAACUAGAAUUUUUCUUUCUGAUUUUGCCAUUAUAUUGACUUUUUAUUGAUUUAUGCAAAAGUAUAUGACUUUGUUUUUAUAUGAUGCCCCAUCAGUAUGAAAGUGUUGAAUACUAACAGUGCUUACCACAAGGAGGAUGUAGUAUUUUGCUUCCUGCAUUAAAAUGUCUUGUGGAGGAAGGGA
Marmota flaviventris (yellow-bellied marmot) is the source of this 2113-nucleotide messenger RNA. RefSeq names its product KDEL endoplasmic reticulum protein retention receptor 2 (gene Kdelr2). NCBI's taxonomy places the organism in Eukaryota, Metazoa, Chordata, Mammalia, Rodentia, Sciuridae. Gene Ontology annotation, cellular component: membrane. Gene Ontology annotation, molecular function: ER lumen protein retrieval receptor activity. The record is from RefSeq and is a predicted model, not a curated record. Gene Ontology annotation, biological process: protein retention in ER lumen.